This is a messenger RNA of Carassius auratus (goldfish), 1243 nucleotides long. Its product is annotated as adenosylhomocysteinase 3-like. The transcript is spliced from 9 exons. NCBI's taxonomy places the organism in Eukaryota, Metazoa, Chordata, Actinopteri, Cypriniformes, Cyprinidae. The record is from RefSeq and is a predicted model, not a curated record. Gene Ontology annotation, cellular component: cytosol. Gene Ontology annotation, biological process: L-methionine cycle. The coding region runs from base 71 to 1228 and encodes 385 amino acids.
CCGUGCGUAUCUGUUCGUGUGUCGGUUCUCUCUGUCGAAAAAAAAAAAAAGCACCGUGCGGUUCACAGCGAUGUCAGUCCAGGCUGUGGCAGCGAAAAUGGCUGAGGUCGAAUUAAAAGACGUGGCCGGUAAAGACGCUUCCCCCGCCAUAUCUCCGCUGACACCGAAGGCAGAGGAGAAGAAGAGUGAAAAUAACUCGAGUUCGUCGACAGCAGCGGCGUUGGAGCCGAGCCCGGUGACCACCUCUCCGAACCCCGUGAAGAUGCCGCAGGCGUCCGCAAUGAAGCGGUCGGAUCCGCAGCAGAACGGCGGCGAGGCGUUUAUCAACUGCGACGGCACCGUGGCCGAGGCACCGCGAAUGAAAAAGAUCCAGUUUGCAGACCAGAAGCUGGAGUUCAACAAACGUCCCACCAAGAUCGGCCGCAGGUCUUUGUCUCGCUCCAUCUCACAGUCUUCUACAGACAGUUACAGCUCAGCUGCCUCAUACACUGACAGCUCCGAUGAUGAAACCUCUCCCCGUGACAAACAGCAGAAGAACUCGAAGGGCAAUGCAGACUUCUGCAUCAAGAACAUCAAGCAGGCCGACUUCGGACGCAGGGAGAUUGAGAUUGCCGAGCAAGAGAUGCCUGCUCUCAUGGCUUUGAGGAAGAGAGCCCAGGGAGAGAAGCCAUUGGCUGGAGCCAAAAUUGUGGGUUGCACCCACAUCACUGCUCAGACUGCUGUGUUGAUGGAGACCCUCUCUGCUCUGGGCGCUCAGUGCAGGUGGGCCGCCUGUAAUAUCUACUCCACUCAAAACGAGGUAGCAGCCGCUCUGGCUGAAGGAGGUUUCUCAGUGUUUGCCUGGAAGGGCGAAUCGGAGGAUGAUUUCUGGUGGUGUAUCGAUCGCUGUGUUAACGUGGAAGGCUGGCAGCCCAACAUGAUUUUAGAUGAUGGAGGAGAUUUGACUCACUGGAUCUAUAAGAAAUAUCCCAACAUGUUCAAAAAGAUCAAAGGCAUCGUAGAGGAGAGCGUGACUGGAGUUCACAGGCUUUACCAGCUGUCAAAGGCUGGUAAGUUGUGUGUUCCCGCAAUGAAUGUUAACGAUUCAGUGACCAAGCAGAAGUUUGACAACCUCUACUGCUGCCGGGAGUCCAUCUUGGAUGGUCUAAAGAGGACCACAGAUGUGAUCGUUUGGAGGAAGCAGGCUGGUGGUGUGUGGAUAUGGAGAGGUGAGAUCGUUAGAUCAUAACUAAUUACUAUUUCU